This is a messenger RNA of Castor canadensis (American beaver), 3552 nucleotides long. RefSeq names its product methionine adenosyltransferase 2 non-catalytic beta subunit (gene Mat2b). Gene Ontology annotation, biological process: S-adenosylmethionine biosynthetic process. Gene Ontology annotation, cellular component: methionine adenosyltransferase complex. Gene Ontology annotation, molecular function: methionine adenosyltransferase regulator activity. The record is from RefSeq and is a predicted model, not a curated record. Lineage: Eukaryota; Metazoa; Chordata; Mammalia; Rodentia; Castoridae.
CUGGGCCUAGGAGAGGCGGGCCGAGGCUGAGACUCGCGGCUGUUUUGGGCUGGAGGUGGUGGCGGCCGCAGCACCUGCGGCUAGAAGACGGCUGGCAUGGUGGGGCGGGAGAAAGAACUCUCCAUUCAGUUUGUUCCCGGGAACUGCCAGCUGGUGGAGGAGGAAGUAAACAUCCCCACUAGGCGAGUUCUGGUUACGGGUGCCACUGGGCUUCUUGGCAGAGCCGUUUACAAAGAAUUUCAGCAGAAUAACUGGCAUGCUGUUGGCUGUGGUUUUAGAAGAGCAAGACCAAAAUUUGAACAGGUUAAUCUGUUGGAUUCUGAAGCAGUUCACCACAUCAUUCAUGAUUUUCAGCCUCAUGUUGUUGUGCAUUGUGCAGCAGAGAGAAGACCAGAUGUCGUAGAGAGUCAGCCAGACGCUGCUUCUCAGCUUAAUGUGGCUGCUUCUGGAAAUCUAGCAAAAGAAGCCGCUGCAAUUGGAGCAUUUCUCAUCUACAUUAGCUCAGAUUAUGUUUUUGAUGGAACAAAUCCACCGUAUACAGAGGAAGACAUACCAAAUCCCCUAAACAUGUAUGGCAAAACAAAAUUAGAAGGGGAAAAGGCAGUCCUGGAGAACAACACAGGAGCUGCUGUUUUGAGAAUUCCUGUUCUGUAUGGGGAAGUUGAAAAGCUUGAAGAAAGUGCUGUGACUGUCAUGUUUGAUAAAGUGCAGUUUAGCAACAAGUCAGCAAACAUGGACCACUGGCAGCAGAGGUUCCCCACCCACGUCAAGGAUGUGGCCAGCGUGUGCCGGCAGCUGGCGGAGAAGAGGAUGCUGGAUCCAUCAAUUAAGGGAACCUUUCACUGGUCGGGCAAUGAACAGAUGACAAAAUAUGAAAUGGCUUGUGCCAUAGCAGACGCUUUCAACCUCCCCAGCAGCCACCUAAGACCUAUUACUGACAGCCCAGUCAUAGGCGCGCAACGUCCAAGAAACGCUCAGCUUGACUGCUCCAAAUUGGAGACGCUGGGCAUUGGCCAGCAGACACCAUUUCGAGUCGGAAUCAAAGAGUCACUCUGGCCAUUCCUCAUCGACAAGAGAUGGAGACAGACAGUCUUUCAUUAGCUUAUGUGUUGGAUUUUCUUUUUAAAUGAAAAGUAUAGUAUGUGGCACUUUUUAAAGGAAAAAGGAAAUAGUUUUGUAUGAGCUCUCUUUAAUUGUGACUUAUGAUCUUUCAGGUAAAUGAUGCUCUUGCACUAGUGAAACUGUCUGAAGAAACCGAGGCGCAGCACUGCCUUGUUUGCAGUGAUGAUUCUUCUGUUUAUCACUUUGCUUGUUCUGGCUUACCUUGUCGUCUGAGUAAUGUAAAUUAUGAUUCUUAGGUAUCUGAGAGCCAGAUAUGCUGUAGACUUACUUUGGAUGAAAUGCAUUGUUUGUUCCUGUAACUUCCAUCUUUUCAGGGUUUUUUUUUUUGUUGUUUUGUUUUCAUUUUGAUUUGGUUUUUUGCAGUUGUUAACUCUUGUUGAUUGUUUUAAAGUACGUGAAAAUCAUAUGAAAAUCAUUGGUGUUCUUUAUUUGCUUUGCUCGAACUCAGAUCAAAAUGUUUGAAGAAAGAAAUUUUAUUUUUGCAACUUGAGUACAGUACAGUUUUUAUGCUUGAGAUACUUCAAUAUGCUGUGUAUAUCAGGAUUCCUACAGCUUGAUGCUUCCUGCUUUUGUGGCAGCAUACGUGAACACUCGUGUGUGUCUGUGUGUUUUGUAAUAUAAAUACACAACUACCCUUUCAGUCCAUGUGUUGACAUUUCAUACGUGUGGUUGUACCAGUGAUAAUGAACCUCUAAGUCUUUGACCACUUAUGAAUAACAAUAAAUACUACUGCUGGCACCUCACACUCAGUUUUCUUGUUUACUUUUUAAAUGUUAGGGCCAGCCAUUCAAACCAGUUGUUUUGUUACUUGAAUUUUUUUAAAUAUGUUCUUGCCAUGUAACCUAUUUAGAAAAUAUAGUUUAUAUAUUGAUAGAUGCACAACAGUGAACGCUUGAGAUCUAUCUAGAUUGUUACAGAUCCUGUAUCUACUCAUACCACCUGGUUAGCUGAAAAUAGCUCUACAAUCUUGCUAUAUUACAUUUAUAUGCAAUGCUCCUGAAGAAUGUAGAAUAUUCCAGUGUAUAUUACGUCAUUUUUCACAUGAUCUUAGCUUCUAUACUUUAGGUCCUAAAUAAGAAAACCUGAAUGGUGAGGUGUGUUACUUGACCUCUACUUGACUUGCUUAAAGGUCAGUUGUAGAUACUCUGAUUGCACUUUUGGGAGUGUGUUUCUCCCAGGUUAUGCUUUUAUUCCUUAAUUGGACAGAGUAUUUUCUAACUUCCUAAUUAACACAGGUUUUUGGCACUAAGAGUGGGUUAGACUUGGGUGACUUGGCUUAAGCAGCAAUUCUCAAACCACAUUAUGUUUUGUAAUUAACUGGGGAAGUUUUACUGAGUCUUAGCCCACUGAAAUACAAUUUGAGGCCUGCUAACCUAUUUUUAGAUAUUUUCUGGGAACUUCUAACAUGGCCAGUUUAGCACUUAUAUUUGGCAACCACUGAAUUAAAGCUUGUUUGUUUCAUUUUGUUUUGAGAAAGGAACUCACCAUGUAACCCACAUUGGCCUGAAACUUGCUAUCCUCCUUCCGCCUCCCGAGAGCUGGACUACAGGCAAGUACCACCAUGCCCGGCUUAGGCACAUCUUUAUUUACAAACUAUUCGUUUUGAAAUUUCAUUCUUACAGAAAAGUUACUGUAAGUAUAUAAAGAAUGCCUGUAUCCCCUUUUCCGGAUUUCUGAGUUGUAAGUUUAAGUACAUUGAUCUUGUCAUUUUCUGGGCUUUGUUUUUGUUUUUUCGUUUGUUUUGUGGUACUGGGGUUUGUGUUCAGGGCUUCAUGCUUGCUGUGUAGGCACUUUACCACUCGAGCCACACCCCAGCUCUGUCAUUUUCUUAUAUAUUAUUUUUCCUGAACUAGUUAAGUCAUAGACAUGUCUUAGUAUAUAUACCUCUGUAUAAUUUCUAGAAGGCUGUACUUAAUAACCCAUAAUUAGGAUAAGGACAUUAACUUUCAGUGCUGUCUAAUUUAUAGACCCCAUUCAGAUUCUAUCAUUUGUCCCAUUAGCAUCCUUAAAAGGUUUAUCCCUUCCAGAAUCACUCAAGAUUUUUACUCUUUGACCUUGACAUUUUUUGACAUCUCUGUGUGUAAGAAUCCAAAAAGUCCACAUGAAUACUUCCAGCCUCAGCCUGAUUCCUCGGGGUCUGUGUUGGCCUACCUCUUUCUGUAGUUGUAGCGCCUUUCUCUGACACACCUUGCUUUAUUUUUCUCAGUAUGCUCAGUGUUCAGUUUGUCUACAAUACCAUUCUUAGAAUACCAGCAAGUUCUCCAUGAACCAGCUAAACACUUCCAGCCUCCAACCUCUGGCCCUGGUGCCCGCGAUGACAUGGGCCACUCCAUCUGGUGGGAGCCCCCACUCCAGAGCCCAUCAGCUACUGUACGAACAGCCACACCGGCCACCACACACCAGCACAGCACCAAGGACUGGGAGCAUCAU